Messenger RNA from Clonostachys rhizophaga, 6312 nucleotides. NCBI's taxonomy places the organism in Eukaryota, Fungi, Ascomycota, Sordariomycetes, Hypocreales, Bionectriaceae. The record is from the annotation of a GenBank genome assembly.
AUGUACGGCUCAGGAACGGGCCCUCAAACGGGCAUCAACACCCCGAGGUCCAGCUCGUCUCUCCGCCCAUUGACCCUGUCUCAUGGCACCCUCGACACCUCCUUCCUCAUUCCUACCAGCCUUCACUUCCACGCCACCCAAUUGAAGGACCGCUUCAUUGCGAGUCUCCCCCCGGCCACAGAUGAGCUUGCCCAAGACGACGAGCCCUCGUCUGUCCCGGAGUUGGUGGCAAGAUAUAUGGGGUUUAUUGCAAAGGAGGUGGAUGAAGGCGAGGACGACGGGCAAGGUUCCUACGAAGAAGUUCUCAAGCUCAUCAUAAACGAGUUUGAGCGAGCAUUCCUCCGCGGCAACGAGGUCCACGCUUUGGCGGUGACCUUACCUGGCAUCGUUAGCAAAAAGCUCGAAAUCGUCCGAAGUUACUAUUUCGCCCGCUCCGUAUCGAACCGUGCCAUCAAGCCACACGAGUCUGCCCUUUUCAGAGCUUCUGAUGAUGGCUCUGCCAAGGUCUUCACAAUUUUUGGCGGUCAGGGAAACAUCGAGGAGUACUUUGAGGAGCUGCGAGAACUCUACCAGACAUACCCCACAUUCAUUGGAGAGCUUAUCACUUCGGCGGCAGAGCUGCUCCAGUCUCUCUCCAACGAACCCAGUGCCGAGAAGACCUACGCCAAGGGUUUGGAUAUCAUGACAUGGUUGACCGACCCUGAUUCCACCCCUGAUGUAGAUUAUCUGGUUUCGGCCCCAGUGAGCUUCCCCUUGAUUGGGCUCGUCCAGAUGGCUCAUUACGAGGUCACCUGCAGAAUCCUGGGUCUUGACCCUGGCCAAUUCCGUGAACGACUUGUCGGCUCAACUGGUCACUCGCAGGGUAUUGUCAUGGCUGCUGCUACUGCUGCUGCUGCUUCCUGGGAGUCGUGGCGCGAGAUCGCCACCUCCACUUUGACAAUCCUCUUCUGGAUCGGAGCUCGAAGCCAGCAGUCCUUCCCAGUCACCUCGAUGACACCAACUAUGCUUAGCGAGUCCUUGGAGCACGGUGAGGGAACACCAACUCCCAUGCUUAGCAUUCGUGACCUGUCACAGGCCGAAGUUCAGAAACACAUCGAUGCUACCAACCAAUAUCUGCCAGCGGAUCGCCACAUUAGCGUCUCGCUUAUCAACAGCCCCCGCAACCUUGUUGUAACUGGCCCUCCCACAUCGCUCUACGGUCUCAACUCGCAGCUGCGGAGGGUGAAGGCGCCUACCGGACUUGACCAGACCAGAAUUCCCCACACUGAGAGAAAGGUCCGCUUCUCGAACCGUUUCUUGCCCAUCUCGGCUCCUUUCCACAGCAAGUACUUGGCCGAAGCUACCGCUUUGAUCGACGAGGAUCUCAAGGAUAUCAGCAUUGACGCAUCCGAGCUUGGAAUCCCUGUAUUUGACACAAACAACGGCUCUGACCUGCGAGAGUCAGUCCAGGGCAACCUUGUCCCCACGCUUGUGCGCCUCAUCACGCGCGACCCUGUCAACUGGGAGAAGGCUACUAUCUUCCCGGAUGCCACUCACAUCAUUGAUUUCGGCCCUGGUGGCAUCUCUGGCUUGGGUAUACUCACAAGCCGAAACAAGGAAGGAACUGGUGUCCGUGUCAUUCUUGCCGGUUCCAUUGACGGAACUGUUACUGAAGUUGGCUACAAGCCUGAACUCUUUGAUAGAGACGAGGAGCAUGCGGUCAAAUACGCCAUUGACUGGGUCAAGGAGUUUGGCCCCAGACUUGUCAAGACCUCUCGUGGAACUACCUAUGUCGACACCAAGAUGAGUAGACUCCUGGGUCUUGCGCCCCUUCUGGUCGCGGGUAUGACACCCUGUACAGUUCCAUGGGACUUUGUUGCCGCCACCAUGAACGCUGGUUACCAUAUUGAGCUGGGUGGUGGUGGUUAUUUCCACCACAGCGGCAUGACCGACGCCCUCAACAAGAUCGAGCGCGCUAUUCCCGCCGGCCGUGGUAUCGCCGUCAACUUGAUUUAUGUGAACCCGCGUGCUAUGGCCUGGCAGAUCCCACUUCUCGCCAGAUUGCGUGCCGAGGGUCUCCCUAUUGAGGGUCUUACUAUUGGUGCCGGUGUUCCCUCCAUCGAGGUUGCACAGGAGUACAUUGAGACUUUGGGCUUGAAGCACAUCUCGUUCAAGCCAGGUUCCGUGGAGGCUAUCCAAGCUGUCAUCAACAUCGCCAAGGCUAACCCUCACUUCCCUGUCAUGCUCCAGUGGACCGGUGGUCGUGGUGGUGGUCACCAUUCCUUUGAAGAUUUCCACCAGCCUAUUCUCCAAAUGUACGGACGUAUCCGCCGACAGGAGAACAUCAUUCUCGUUGCUGGCAGUGGUUUUGGUGGAUCUGAUGACACUUACCCUUACAUCACUGGCCAGUGGUCUAAGAAGUACGGCUACCCUCCUAUGCCCUUUGAUGGAUGCCUGUUUGGUAGCCGCAUGAUGGUCGCCAAAGAAGCCCAUACUAGCAAGGCCGCCAAGCAGGCCAUCGUGGAUGCUCCUGGUCUGGAUGAUGCCCAGUGGGAGCAGACUUACAAGGGCCCUGCUGGUGGUGUCAUCACCGUCCGUUCCGAAAUGGGCGAGCCAAUCCACAAGCUUGCUACCCGCGGAGUUCGUUUCUGGGCUGAGAUGGACCAGAAGAUCUUCAGCUUGCCCAAGGAGAAGCGUAUUCCCGAGCUCAAGAAGAACCGUGACUACAUCAUUAAGAAACUCAAUGACGAUUUCCAAAAGGUUUGGUUUGGAUGCAACAAGAACGGCAAGGCCGUUGACCUUGAGGAUAUGACAUACGCUGAGAUUGUUCGCCGCCUCGUUGACCUGCUCUAUGUUAAGCAUCAAUCUCGAUGGAUUGACCCAUCUUUUGUUCGACUGACUGCCGACUUUAUCCACCGUGUCGAGGAGCGAUUUACCAGCUCUACCGGCCAGCCCUCGCUGCUGCAGAACUAUGCUGACUUGGACACGCCUUUUGAGACGGUUGACCGGAUUUUGUCCCACUACUCCGAGGCAGAGACUCAGGUUGUGAACGCUCAAGAUGUUCAGCAUUUCCUCCUGCUCUGCUUGAGGCCUACGCAGAAGCCAGUCACGUUCAUCCCUGCUCUGGAUGAGAACUUCGAAUUUUUCUUCAAGAAGGAUUCUCUUUGGCAGUCCGAGGACCUCGAUGCUGUUAUCGGUCAGGACGUUGGCCGCACAUGUAUCCUCCAGGGACCUACUGCGGCAAAGUUCUCUACGGUUCUUGAUCAGCCAAUCAAGGAGAUCUUGGAUGGAAUCCACAAUGCUCACAUUGAUGCCUUGACGAAUGAUAUCUACAAGGGUGAUGCCAACGCCAUCCCCGUUGUCGAGUACUUCGGUGGUAAGCUUGUGGAAUCAGAGAUUCCUCUGGAUAUUGAAAGCUUGACUGUUAGCUACGACACACACAAGAACACUUACCGCAUUUCCAACUCGGUUAAUGCUACCAUCCCCCCAGCUGACCAGUGGCUUGCUCUCCUUGCCGGCCCUAACCGUAACUGGAGACAUGCCAUGAUCAUGUCUGAGGUCAUUGUCCAGGGCAAGAAGUUCCAAACCAAUCCCUUGCGACGUAUUUUCGCUCCCUCGAGAGGUUUGUUCGUUGAGAUCCAGUAUCCCAACGAUCCUGCUAAGACUACUAUCGUUGUCAAGGAGCAGCCCAGACACAACCAGUACGUUGAUGUCAUUGAAGUCAAGCUCACUGGCUCGAACGAGAUCACUGUCAAUUUGAUCAAGGAUACCACCGCCCUUGGUGAGCCAGCAUCUCUUCCCCUCAAGUUCAAGUACUUGCCCGAGGCUGGUUAUGCUCCGAUUCACGAGGUCAUGGAAGGCCGAAAUGAUCGCAUCAAGGAAUUCUACUGGCGAGCUUGGUUUGGCAAUGAUGAGCUCGACCUGGACGCCCUUGUCACCAGCCAGUUCGACGGUGGCAAGACUACCAUCACCACUGAGGCCAUCAACGACUUCGUCCAUGCUGUCGGCAACAAUGGUGAGGCUUUCGUCGACCGACCUGGCAAAACCGUUUUCGCUCCUAUGGACUUCGCCAUUGUGAUUGGCUGGAAGGCUAUCACCAAGCCUAUCUUCCCUCGCACAAUUGAUGGCGAUCUUCUCAAGCUUGUCCAUCUCUCCAACGAGUUCCGUAUGCUUCACGGUGCUGAGCCUCUCAAGAAGGGCGAUGUGGUUUCGACCACUGCACAGAUCAAUGCCAUCAUCAACCAGGAAUCUGGCAAGAUGGUUGAGGUCUGCGGUACUCUUUCACGUGAUGGGUCGCCUGUCAUGGAAGUCACUUCUCAAUUCUUGUACAGAGGCGCCUACACCGACUAUGAAAACACUUUCCAGCGCAAGACUGAGACCCCCAUGCAAGUCCAUCUCGCGACAUCUCGUGACGUUGCUGUCCUGAAGUCAAAGCAGUGGUUCAACGCAGAUGAAAUCCCUACCGAGAUUGAACUUCUUGGCCAGACAUUGACCUUCCGCCUGCAGAGCUUGGUCCGAUUCAAGAACAAGAGUGUCUUCAGCAGUGUUGAGACUCGUGGCCAGGUUCUCCUUGAGCUUCCUACCAAGGAGGUCAUCCAGGUCGCCAGUGUUGAUUAUGAGGCUGGCGAGUCCCACGGCAACCCAGUCAUUGAUUACCUGACCCGCAAUGGUUCUACUCUUGAUCAACCUAUCAACUUUGAGAACCCCAUUCCCCUCAGCGGCAAGUCUCCUCUGCAGCUCCGUGCUCCUACCUCGAACGAGAUCUAUGCCCGUGUCUCCGGAGACUACAACCCCAUUCACGUCUCUCGUGUCUUCUCAAGCUAUGCUGACCUGCCUGGUACGAUUACCCACGGCAUGUACUCGAGCGCCGCAGUCCGCAGCCUUGUUGAAACUUGGGCUGCGGAAAACAACAUUGGUCGUGUGCGAAGCUUCCACGCCUCUUUGGUAGGUAUGGUUCUUCCCAACGACGAUAUCCAGGUCAAGCUCCAGCACACUGGUAUGGUUUCAGGCCGAAAGAUCAUCAAGGUUGAGGCCAGCAACAAGGAGACUGAGGAGAAGGUUCUCCUUGGUGAAGCUGAGGUUGAGCAGCCUGUGACUGCUUACGUGUUCACCGGUCAGGGUUCUCAGGAGCAGGGUAUGGGUAUGGAGCUCUAUGCCAGCAGCCCUGUGGCCAAGGAAGUUUGGGAUCGUGCGGAUACCUACCUCAUGGACAACUAUGGUUUCUCUAUUACCAACAUUGUGAAGAACAACCCCAAGGAGCUGACCAUUCACUUUGGUGGUCCUCGAGGCAAAGCUAUCCGACAGAACUACAUGGCAAUGACCUUCGAAACUGUCGCUGCUGAUGGCUCUGUCAAGUCUGAAAAGAUUUUCAAGGAAAUCGAUGAGAGCACUACUUCCUACACGUACCGAUCACCGACUGGUCUGCUGUCUGCCACCCAGUUCACACAACCAGCCCUUACCCUGAUGGAGAAGGCCAGUUUCGAGGAUAUGAAAUCGAAGGGCCUUGUCCCCAGAGAUAGUACUUUCGCUGGUCACUCUUUGGGAGAGUACUCUGCUCUCGCGGCUUUGGCCGAGGUCAUGCCUAUCGAGAGUUUGGUGUCGGUUGUGUUCUACCGUGGAUUGACCAUGCAAGUCGCUGUCGAGCGUGAUGCUGCUGGCCGCUCCAACUACUCCAUGUGUGCCGUGAACCCAAGCCGCAUCUCAAAGACCUUCACUGAAGAGGCACUGCAGUUUGUUGUCGACAACAUUGCAGAUGAGACUGGUUGGCUCCUUGAGAUCGUCAACUACAACAUUGUUAACAUGCAGUACGUGUGUGCUGGUGAUCUGAGGGCCCUGGAUACACUGGCUGGUGUGACCAACUUCCUCAAGAAGCAGCAGAUUGAUAUCGAGGAGAUGAGAAGCAACAUCGAAGAGGCCAAGGGUGCCCUUCGAGAAAUCAUCCGCGGAUGUGCCGAGGCCACGCUCAAGAAGCCUAGGCCUCUGGAACUGGAGCGUGGAUUCGCUACCAUCCCUCUCCGUGGCAUUGACGUCCCCUUCCACUCCACGUUCUUGCGAUCUGGUGUCAAGCCUUUCCGAUCCUUCUUGAUGAAGAAGAUCAACAAGACCACCAUCGACCCAUCUAAGCUUGUUGGAAAGUACAUCCCCAACGUCACUGCUAAGCCAUUUGCCCUGACCAAGGAGUACUUUGAGGAUGUCUACAAGCUGACCAACUCGCCCAAGAUUGCCAACGUCCUGGCCAACUGGGACAAGUACGCUCAGGAGGAGGUUAACGGUACUGGCGACAGUGAGAGCGGCUCCAAUGGCCACUAUGAGGGCCCCGGCGCUGCUGCUUAA